This is a messenger RNA of Trichoderma harzianum CBS 226.95, 576 nucleotides long. RefSeq lists its product as hypothetical. Bases 1 to 576 code for a protein of 191 amino acids. NCBI's taxonomy places the organism in Eukaryota, Fungi, Ascomycota, Sordariomycetes, Hypocreales, Hypocreaceae. The transcript is spliced from 2 exons. The record is from RefSeq and is a predicted model, not a curated record.
AUGGAAGACUGGGAGGUGCGUCUGGCUGCAGGAAGGUUUACUCCGCUGGCCGUUGCGCAGAUGAAUACAGAUUUCAGCUUAAAUAUGCCAACUCACCACAACGCUCACGAGAGAUCUCGAUACAGCGAACAUAGAAGAAUGGCAGAUCCUGUCGACCCAUAUCUAGGCCAGCAAUGCGAGCCUGCAGAGAGCAAGCUAUCUGAGCCUAUCGAUCCAUAUUCAUUUGAGAACCCGUACUGGGGGCAACCCAGCUGUGACAAUGACGUGUCGGAAAAUCCAUCAUGGUCACCAACACCAACACCACGACCAGAUACGUUCAUCGCCCAUACUGCUCCUCCAGAUAUUCCUAAAGCGGAACAAAGAGCGAAUGACAAAAAGGAUGGCGGGCCAGCUCCGGAGAUAAAAAAACGUACUAGCAAAAGACGAAAGAGGAGCACAUUUACUACCCAUACGGGCUCGGACGACAAAGAACAAAGGCGGAUAGCGCACAUAGUCAAGAAUCUGCAAAUUUUUGAAAACCAGCAAAAGAUGUAUGGGCGGCAGCAGCUAAAGGCAAUUAAGGAUGGGAUUGCUUAG